AGGCAGGACUCAGAUGACACCACCCCGCCACCAACCGGAGGAGAAAGGAGGGAAGCUCUCCUUCUAAUCUUUGAGGAUGAUCUAUGUUUUGAGACCGGGACGUGUUUAGUGACUCAUCAACUCAAUCCGAGCACCGGAGAACUUGUUCUCGUCUUCACAACAGCCGCGUGGGAAUACUUUGAAUAAGAACAGUCUAGCCCAGACUCUGGCACCCACCGAGCGCUGGUUGGUGGAAUGUGAAAACCCCCAUUUGGCGCAUGUUCCUCUCCAUUGUGCGCUGCCGUCUGCUGCUUUCUGUGCGCUUGGAACGCGGAGAAGGAGAAGGAAGGAAGACGUUUCGCGACUCGAUCGCUCGCCUAUGGACGACGGCGGUCCUCUCUCUCCAAAGGCGAACGCGUUCAGUAUUGCCUCUCUGAUUUCGACUGCAGAGCAAGCAGGAAACGCGGCGUUUGACAAGCAGAGCCCCGGCCUGGACAAGCCAGACCUGCGCCACCACAGUUCAUUUGAAAUGCAUUACAGCACUGUCACCCGCGAAAUGGAAGCCUUCACGACGAGCAGCCUGACCAGCCUCAACACGGCGGGGGGCUACCACCUCUCCCCGUCCCCCGGGGACCCCUACAGCCAACACGAGUCCCACUUCGAGCCCUGCCCGGCCGCGCAGCACAACUACAACUACCCCGGGUCUAACCCGGGCCAGGCCCCGUCGAGCGACGGCGGGACUCCCAACUGCUCCUCGUCGUCCGCCAACUCCACGCCGAACGGCAAAACCAUCGUGAAGAAGAACCCCAAAGUGGCCAACAUUAAUGUGCAGCUGGAGAUGAAAGCGUUAUGGGACGAGUUUAACCAGCUGGGCACGGAGAUGAUCGUGACCAAGGCCGGCAGGAGAAUGUUUCCGACUUUCCAAGUGAAAAUAUUUGGGAUGGACCCCAUGUCAGACUACAUGCUCCUGAUGGACUUCCUGCCCGUAGACGACAAACGUUACAGGUAUGCCUUCCACAGCUCGUCGUGGCUGGUGGCCGGUAAAGCUGACCCCGCCACGCCGGGCAGGGUGCACUACCACCCGGACUCUCCGGCCAAAGGCGCCCAGUGGAUGAAGCAGAUCGUCUCCUUCGAUAAACUCAAACUCACCAACAACCUGCUGGACGACAACGGCCAUAUCAUUCUGAACUCCAUGCACCGCUACCAGCCCCGGUUCCAUGUGGUUUAUGUGGACCCCCGCAAGGAUAGCGAGAAGUAUGCAGAGGAGAAUUACAAGACCUUUGUUUUUGAGGAAACCCGCUUCACAGCGGUCACAGCGUACCAGAACCACCGGAUCACACAGCUGAAGAUAGCCAGCAAUCCCUUCGCAAAGGGCUUCAGGGACUGUGAUCCAGAGGACUGGCCCAGGAAUCACAGGCCAGGCUCUCUGCCAAUAAUGAGUGCCUUCGCCAGAACAAGAAACCCAAUGUCAUCUCCUCCUCAGCAGAACGGCACAGAAAAAGAAGACAGUAGACGGGAAUACGAGCGAGACCCCAGCGGCACGCCCAUACACGGCGACUCGGCUCACCAACUGAUGUCCCGCGUCCUCAGCCCCGCCCUGCCCGUCCCAGGAGGCCUUCACGGCGUCUCACUCACCAGUGGCCGACCCAGUCCUCCCCACGACCUUCGCUCGGACCCCCAUGGUUUACCCCCGGACACCCUGCACCACCACCCUUACAAGUACCCCACCACCUACGAACACUACCUGGGAGCCAAGACCAGGCCAUCACCCUAUCCGUUACCCGGCCUCAGAGGACACACGUACCACCACCACAUGAACCCGGCCACAGCCAAUAUGUACUCAGCCACCAGUGGCCCCUCUAACUAUGACUACGGGCCCAGAUAAUGACCGCUGUCCACCGGGGCUAACGGCGCUCACUGUUGGAAUGGAAACGGGCAGGAAAGGCAACACAGCCCUGUCUGUUGACGGCUUACGCAACCUGCGGGGUGUGUUCACGGGCUGAACUCGGCUGGAUAAACCCUGCCGUAUUUAUUUAAAGGAAAUGCGACUUUGCGUGAAGCAGGGGCACCUGCUCUGAGUCCUUGAAGAGGUCUACUUUGACCUUUGAACCCAAAUGGCAAUAGUUCCACGCAGGGCACCUCUCACCUGAGCGGUGCAGACAUUGAGCCAGCAAACAGAGGAGGCAGGAGGGACGUCUCCUGAACACAGACAAUACCUUUGAUCACAGACUGGAAAUUAAUUCUAUUUUUUGUGUUGGAUGCACUUUUUUUGAUUUGCCUUGUUUUUAAUUGCUUAAAAAAAAGAAAGAAAGCCAUAUGUAAUAUAGUCCAUCGACCUUCGAGGUAGAUGAGAUGUUUGCAUGUUGAGCUCAUCAGAGGGGGUGUCGAACACACCCAAAUGUUUUUGUUUGAGAAAAAAAAAGAAAACAAGAUUCGAUUUUUUUGAAACGUUCUGAACAUCUCGAGCCGCUCUGAGAAGCUUGUACCACGGCACUGACUUGCAGCAAUUCAAAGUAAAGAAAUGAAGCAGAAUGACUGUUCUGUAUCUGUAAAAUAAACAUUAAAUUCUUGUAAUUCAUUAAACAAAGAAAUUGU
Messenger RNA from Pseudoliparis swirei, 2574 nucleotides. RefSeq names its product T-box transcription factor 1 (gene tbx1). NCBI's taxonomy places the organism in Eukaryota, Metazoa, Chordata, Actinopteri, Perciformes, Liparidae. Gene Ontology annotation, molecular function: RNA polymerase II cis-regulatory region sequence-specific DNA binding; DNA-binding transcription factor activity, RNA polymerase II-specific. Gene Ontology annotation, biological process: cell fate specification; regulation of transcription by RNA polymerase II; positive regulation of DNA-templated transcription. Gene Ontology annotation, cellular component: nucleus. The transcript is spliced from 8 exons. The record is from RefSeq and is a predicted model, not a curated record. The coding region runs from base 359 to 1864 and encodes 501 amino acids.